AUGGCGCAGAAAUACGCGUCGGGUUUGGGCCAAACGAGAUUACCGCCAAUUCGAAGAAAGUUCCACUCUGCCAACAAUUGCGAAGUAAAAGAGUUGGGUUUUGAUCCCUCAGCCUCGCCAUUCUCCCUUCCAAGACUGCCUCGAAUUGGAAACCAACAGAUUCCAGCUUCAAAGAGGACUUGUCCUGACAAACUAGAAAGACGAGGAAAUCGGACAUCGCUGAGUUUCACGACUGAUAAAAAAGUUCCAUGUCUACUAACAACUGCCCCGGAGCUCGACAAGCCGUUUGAAAGAUCAGCGAAGAAGCAAUGGCGAAUCAGUAUUGAAGAAAAGCUGAUGGGGCCGGCUGCACACGGCGUCGAUGGAGUUUACUCCAAGGAAAUCGUGAAGGAAGGGUCAUUGGAGUCCAAUGAAAACAGAAGAUCAUUUCUGAGACGCGAUCACAUAUUUCGAAGACGUCUCAGACCGAGUAAAGCGUAUCAACAGCAAGACAGCCACAUGUCCCAUCGAGAACUGCUUGCUUUUGAUCAAAAUAUGGAACAUCUGCUGACGUUUACAGAGAGAGACAAAGUGCUGGAAUUGAGAGAUUUCAAUGGGAAAAAGAUGAACCCAAACAAAACUGGUAACUAUGACAUAAUGUCGUGCGUUUCGAUGUUUGAGGUCGAAAAGGGGGUAGACAACAAUACCAGUGAGGAAUGUGAAAAUUGCGCUUCUAUGACAAAAGGUGUUUUCGAAGACAGCGAGCUUUCUUCGAGGAGAGAGGAAACGAAAAAUCGUGUGCGUGGUCGGUUUUAUGAAGCCUUAGAUCUUCACUUUUAUCACUACUACCGUAACGCUCAUCCUCAGCGAAGAAUGGCGAUCUGUGAAGAAAUUGAGCGAGGUAUUGUGGUUGACAGUAUUACACUGUCGUGGUAUAGAGAAAACUUGCGUCUCCAAGACGUUUUGAAUACGUGGGUCUUAUAA
This is a messenger RNA of Pocillopora meandrina, 963 nucleotides long. Lineage: Eukaryota; Metazoa; Cnidaria; Anthozoa; Scleractinia; Pocilloporidae. The record is from the annotation of a GenBank genome assembly.